GGCUUCCACUUUCCCAAACCUGAAGAUUUUUUCAAUCAAAGCAAAGAGAAGAUUUGUGGAUGUCAAAUAUGCAAGGAACUGAAGAGGGAAAGAGUGGAAUAGAGACUUGUCCAGAUUUGGCGAAACCUGCUUCAGAGCAGGAUGUCUCCGAAAUCGAUUCACCAGGGAUAAUAGCAAAACAAUUUCAAGAAGAUGAAUCUACAUUUGAAGAAAAAUAUACAUGUGAAGGCAUGAAGGAAAAUUCUCCCAUUGAGGUCCCUGAGCCAUAUCUCUUCCAGGAAGGUUUUGGGGAAAUAACUUUGGUCCACAAGAAGAGACCUGAAAUGAGUAGCCAACAAUAUAAUUUUGAGAAAAGGUUGCUUUUGACCUCAAGCCUUGUUACCCAUCUGAGGGUUUCCUCAGAAGGGAGCCUGUAUCAGUGGGAAACAAGUAACAUACACCCCACUGUUAUUUCAGACCCAGGUAAAUGUCUGACUCUUUCCACACACAGAAAAUCUUGGAAAUGUAAUGAAUGUGGGAAAACAUUCACUCAGAGCUCAUCCCUUACCCAGCAUCAGAGAACUCAUACUGGAGAGAGGCCCUAUGUAUGUGAGGAAUGUGGGAAAGCCUUUAGUCGUAGCUCAUUUCUUGUUCAACAUCAGCGAAUCCACACAGGAGUGAAACCCUAUGGAUGUGGGGAGUGUGGGAAAGCAUUCCGAUGCCGGUCAUUUCUUACUCAGCAUCAAAGAGUCCACACUGGAGAGAAACCUUACAAAUGUAAUGAAUGUGGGAAUUCCUUCCGCAGUCACUCACAUCUCACUGAACAUCAGAGAAUUCACACCGGAGAGAAACCUUAUAUGUGUAAUCGAUGUGGGAAAGCAUUCAAUCAAAAUACACACCUUGUUCAUCAUCAGAGAAUUCACACUGGUGAGAAGCCAUAUUUAUGCAAUGAAUGUGGCUCUUCUUUUCGCAAACACUCAAAUCUUAUCCAACAUCAGAGAAUUCACACCGGAGAAAAGCCUCAUAAAUGUGAUGAAUGUGGGAAAACCUUCCAAACAAAGGCAAAUCUGUCUCAGCACCAGAGAAUUCAUACUGGAGAGAAACCCUACAGAUGUAAGGACUGUGGUAAAGCCUUUUGUCAGAGCCCAUCCCUUAUUAAACACCAGCGGAUUCAUACUGGGGAGAAGCCCUAUAAAUGUAAGGACUGUGGCAAAGCAUUUACUCAGAGCACCCCACUCACUAAACAUCAGAGAAUUCAUACAGGGGAGAGACCCUACAAAUGCAGCGAGUGUGGGAAAGCCUUCAUUCAGAGCAUCUGCCUUAUUCGGCAUCUGAGAAGUCACACAGGGGAGAAACCAUACAAAUGCAAUGAAUGUGGAAAGGGCUUUAAUCAGAACACCUGCCUCACUCAGCAUAUGAGAAUUCAUACUGGAGAGAAGCCCUAUAAGUGUAAAGAAUGUGGGAAGGCCUUUGCUCACAGCUCAUCUCUUAAUGAGCAUUAUAGAACUCACACCGGCGAGAAGCUCUAUAAGUGUAGCGAGUGUGAGAAAACCUUCCGCAAGUAUGCACACCUUAGUGAACAUUACAGAAUUCAUACUGGUGAGAAGCCUUAUGAAUGCAUUGAAUGUGGGAAAUUCUUCAGGCAUAGUUCAGUCCUUUUCAGACAUCAGAAACUUCACAGUGGUGAAUAAUCCUGACCUUUUGAUGGUGAUAAUUUCUGUAGCAAAAAUGAAGAGGGAUCUGGUCAGGAGCAAGGGAGCAGGUAGAGGUCCUAGGGGGAAGGCUGGAGGAGCCCUGGCUAUGGCAUCCUGAGUAGAGCAUUUCCAGAAGUGGAGAUGGAAUUUGGAGAAUGAAGAGCCUAUUCCAGGUGGGCCUCUGGGAUGUCAGUGUAGAAAGGAAGUUUCUGCUUUUCAGAUAAAGCCUGCAGGUUUUCACUCCUAUCUGUGGGAUUCUGACACUUUGAGAAGGCAUUUGUGUUUCCUUUGCUACACCCUGCCCCACCUUCUAGCCUUGUUGCCAUGUUCACUGGCUGGUGGAUGGAGGUACUUUGCAAACUGCCUGUCAGGAUGUUCCAAGCAAUCUGAUCAAGCUACUGUGGGGGAGGAUUCCCGACCUCUGGAAAAAAAAAAGUGGUUUGAAUAGGAGACAAGUGAAAAAUAGAGUUUGUAUGAACUCAAAUUAGGACAUAUGAGAGCAAGAACUGGGAUGAUCUCUAUAAAUGAGCUGUUCAAGAUGGCCUUUACCAGAGUGAGGAAGAUAUUUUAUGAUCCUUUCAGACUGGUGUGCAACUUGGAACUAAAGGAAGUAGUAGAUCAAGCAAUUUCAGUCACGUCAGUUUUGUGGGAGGAGAGUCAAAUCUGCUCAGAGGUCCACAGAGGGGAAAGUCUGACCUCUGUUCUGGAGAAAUACUGUCUUACCCAGGAAAGAAAAUGGUCUGUGCUAGACUGCUGAUGUUACAAUGAGCAAUGCAGGGAGCCUAUACUUGACUGAGCAAGUCGACUACAUGACUCUCCCUUGGACUUAAGUGCACAUCUACCUCCAGUAGUUUGGGCCACUGCUCCACUGGGUCUGGAGAGAGAGACCCAGUAGGACAAACAGUGUCCUAAAGAGAGAGAGAGAGAGACUUGGUUUCUUGGCCAUAGGGAGAAGGAUUUAACGGUGAAGUAGCAUUUUAUGAUGAUCAACCUUUCAAGCUGUUAAACUUCUUGUUAAGAGGGUGUUGACAUUUGUUGUGGAAUGACUGCAAAGAGUCCUGAAUAGAGUUAUCUCUACUUCAAAUCCCUGAAAAUCAAGAAAGCACAGUUUGUCACUAACUGUGAUGAUAAUAUCAAUUUUUCUUUAUUUCUCCAACUCCUUUCCCGUUCAUGAGUGCUACCCAGAGAUUGAGCUCCAGAGGAUUAAAUGACGAUAGCCUCUGAUUUAUGAUUUAAAUAAUCCUAAACUCUAAAGCUAAUAGUCAUCUUUAAAAUAUGUUUGUUAAAAGCAACUAAAGUGGACCAACCUGUUGCAUUCUGGUUAAGGCAGCUGAAUACCAACUGGCUGAGAAGUCACAGACCCAGCAGCUUGAAAACCAUGCUGGGUGUGUGUGCUUGUGUGCCCAAAACCCUGAGAGGAGAAUGGAGGAGAGGGAUUGCAGC
Messenger RNA from Tupaia belangeri chinensis (Chinese tree shrew), 3116 nucleotides. RefSeq names its product zinc finger protein 502 (gene ZNF502). Gene Ontology annotation, molecular function: DNA-binding transcription factor activity, RNA polymerase II-specific. NCBI's taxonomy places the organism in Eukaryota, Metazoa, Chordata, Mammalia, Scandentia, Tupaiidae. The transcript has 3 exons. The record is from RefSeq and is a predicted model, not a curated record. Bases 60 to 1670 code for a protein of 536 amino acids. Gene Ontology annotation, cellular component: nucleus. Gene Ontology annotation, biological process: regulation of transcription by RNA polymerase II.